AUGGACACUUUCUUGAAAAUUCUAUAUCCGCUUCCAGAACCCAACCGUCGGCGCGACCGCCCUAUGCAGGUCCUGUGCCUUGGUAUUUCCCGUUCUGGCACAGAAUCACUGCAGGCAGCAUUGAUACUCCUCGGUUAUGAUGGCGUCGCGCACGGGUUCGAAUGGUGGUUGGAUAGAGUCCACGAUAGCAUUACCUGGACAAGCAUGGCGCAGGCCAAAUUUCGAUCGGCAGGGCACGAGUCCGUCUCUCCACUUACGCGCGACGAUUUUGACCGAGUGCUGGGCGACCGUGCCGCCACCACCGACGUACCCACAGUGUGGUUUGCUCAGGAGCUCUUGCAAGCCUACCCCGAGGCUCAAGUCGUCUUGAAUUAUCGCGAGGAUGUCGAGGCCUGGAAGACAAGUUUUCGCCAGUCGGUGCUGCCAAUUAUCGAUAGCACGCGGUAUCAGUUCAUGCGUUUCUUUCAGAGUGAGCUUUUUUGGGCUAUCCGCCUAACGAAUAUGUGCUGGCCGCGCUGGUACAAACACGAUUUCGAGCGAUACGCUGCGGACAGCUAUCUGACGCAUUAUGCGACUCUGGAGGCUUUGCUCGCAUCCCAGCAACGGCCAUUUCUUCGAUGGAAACCUAGCGAUGGCUGGGCUCCGCUAUGCCGGUUCCUCAAACGACCAGUUCCCGCCCAGAAAUUUCCCCAUGGCAAUUUUGCUACAGAGUUUGGACCCAAACUAAUGGUGACCGAUGCCCAUCGACUUCGAAGAGCGAAGCAGAACCUGAUACUUAUAAUAUGCUUGGUCGUUGUACCGGUCAUCGCUUGCAUGGACCUCGUUUUGGAAUUGGCAACCCGUACGUGA
Messenger RNA from Cyphellophora europaea CBS 101466, 849 nucleotides. RefSeq lists its product as uncharacterized. The transcript has 2 exons. The coding region runs from base 1 to 849 and encodes 282 amino acids. The record is from RefSeq and is a predicted model, not a curated record. NCBI's taxonomy places the organism in Eukaryota, Fungi, Ascomycota, Eurotiomycetes, Chaetothyriales, Cyphellophoraceae.